Molecule: messenger RNA, 2442 nt
Organism: Nematostella vectensis (starlet sea anemone)
Lineage: Eukaryota; Metazoa; Cnidaria; Anthozoa; Actiniaria; Edwardsiidae
Product: PI-PLC X domain-containing protein 3
Exons: 1
Coding region: 1018-2010 (330 amino acids)
Biological process (GO): lipid metabolic process
Molecular function (GO): phosphoric diester hydrolase activity
Source: RefSeq, a predicted model, not a curated record
AUUUUGUGAUUAUUUACGGGAAAUAAUUCCGUUGAUAACAGCGAGAAGAUGGUAAUCCUGUGGUCAGGUGAUAAAAGAGCGACAUAGAAAGCUCUGCGCAUGAGGGUAGCUAGCCUACCUGUAGGCUUUGAUAGUUUUUCCGGCACGAAAACCCCGUAAACACGGAGUUCGCAUAACCCGGCCGCCAUCUUGGAUAAUGCGCUCCGCAGGGGGGAGGUGGAAGGGGGUUUUCGUGCCGGAAAAACUAUCAAAGUCAACAGGUAGGCUAGAGGGUAGCAAUCGAUAAAAUCGUUACUGAGCCAAACCCCCCCAUUAGCGAAAAGCUAAAUCCGCCCCUGAAAUUAGUAGGAAGAAAAUAACACUAAUAGCAAUAAUGAGUAUUUUACUAUGAGCACAAUUUGAUGCUGCAUUUUAGAACGCAUUCUUCUAUCUGAGCCUCGGAAUGUCCUUAGCAUGUUUUUAAUUAAAAUUUGGUGAAAUCUCAGGCUGGACGUUCUUAUAAAAAAGUUUCUUAUAAAAAAAAAGAGUGUUAUAAACUGAACGAACGUGCAACGAGAACAAGUUGCCGCUUGCAACGUGUUCAACAUUGUUUAUCCGCACACUUCCUGGUUUUCUUUGGCGCGCGCCAUCUUUUUUCUAUUCCCAUUUGCGCUUGCUACGCGGGCUUGCUGGCUGUUCAUCUAUGGCGCAAAACACAUAGGGUAACAUCAUAGCAGCGAUGCGUAACCAACAGUAACCCGCCAUUUGGCGGUAAAUGCUCUAAUAAUAUGCAUCCGUUAUUGGCAUAGUUAAUAACAUUGUUUUCAAAAACUGCCUCGCCGAAUAGCAUGCUUAUCAUAAGUAAAAAAGGUAAGUAAUUUUGCCCUGUUUAUCAUAAAAAUACUAAGACUACCAGACUACUUUAUAAAAAAAAGAGUGUAAAUAAACUGAGCGAACGAGCCGCUGACUAGUAAAAACUUCUAGGCGUCGGCUGUGGUUGCGGGGGAAUGGAGCUUAGAACGCGCAAAUGAAAACAAAAUGGCUGAUGGCCAAACGACACUGCAAGAUGAACCUUUUGAAAUCCUAAAAAAAUCCGCACUAACCGACAAUGACUUCUCUCGCUGGAUGGAAAACCUGCCUAACGAGAAACAGCUUUGCCGUUUGAAUGACUUGGUUAUCCCCGGUUCGCACGACUCGGGGACAUUUUACUUGAAUCAAGAUCUCGAGGUCGGUCCGGAUGAACCGCAAAUGAUCCAUAAUCUCGUGACAGUCUUCGGGAAAUUCGCUAAGUCAGUCGUCCACGGAUGGUCCGUGACACAAAGUUUGAACAUAUACGAGCAGCUCUAUGCAGGAGUCCGCUACAUCGAUCUACGUGUAGCUUUGAGAGCUGAAGAGAACGAUGUAAGAAUUGUCCAUGGUCUUUAUGGAUGCCUUGUCAAUGAGAUACUUCGAGAUGUGAAACGCUUCAAUGCAGAGCGACCCAAGGAGGUGGUCAUCCUUGACUUCAACCACUUUUAUAACAUGGACAGCGAGGCCCACCAAAGGCUAGCCGAUACAUUAUUAGGCAUGUUUGGGGAGACUUUGCGUGCCCCUGGGGAAGACCCCUUGAAUGUCACUUUACAAGAUCUGUGGGCGUGUGAGCAGAGUGUGAUUAUUGUCUACCAUGAUUACGACGUGUAUGAAUGCUAUCCAUGUUUCUGGCCUCCUAAUUAUUUCUAUUCCCCAUGGCCUAAUGUUUCAGAUCGAAAACAACUGAUGGACUUUUUAAGUACUAAGUGUCUUAAGUCUGACUGUCCAAAUAAUGCGUUCCAUAUCACACAAGGUGUUCUGACACCCCAGACAUCCACAGUUGUUGGCAACAUGACAGGUACCCUUAAGGACUGUCUUGCUGUGAAAUGCAAUAUUCACCUGACGGGCUGGCUUAAGGCAUUGUGCGACAGCAAGUAUCAUAAAUUCAAUAUCAUCAUCACUGAUUUUGUGGAGCACGGAGAGUUUAUUCCUACAGUCAUCAGUAUGAAUUAUUUUUACUGAUAAAAUCUCCUUCCAAUGUUGUGUUGUGAGCAGUACACUGAAAGUUGAUGCUUAAUUAGGAUCUGUUCCAAAGAUUCUGCCUGCUAGAAAGUCAAGGAGGCCAUAAAUCAUCUAUGCAGGGUUAUCAAAGCACUGGCUUGUCUCCUGUACAAGCAUUUUGACCUUUCUUUUGCAAUUUGCUUAAGCUUAGAAACGACUGCUUACCCAAGCCAAACAUUACUAAGCACGGUCUUCCAAUUACUUUUCCUUGCUGGAGUAAGGUUUUCAAAAAAACACCUAAAUCAUACAUGUACUGUAUGAAAGAAGGUUUUCAAGAAUUGUUACUUUAAGUGUAAAUAAUUUUGAGAGAGAUAUGUUUUUUUAAUACAAAUUUAUUUGAAAUUACAAAAAUCUAUAAUUACAUUAAAUCAAUUGAAUAAUAUUUUUUCACCA